CACGCAAAAGCGCAGGAUCUUACACAUCUCCCCCUUUUCACUCGUCCUUGUGUACUACUCGUCGCUCGGGAGGCUCCCGGCCGCAUCGCGAUCACACCUCCUCUCCUCCUCAGCCUCGCCGGAGAUCAGACGAGGCGCCGCCGCGAUGGACGCCUCCUACCGCCGCGCCGGCGCCGGGGGCGGGUCCACGCCCCGCUCCGUCGAGGACAUCUUCAAGGACUUCCGCGCCCGCCGCUCCGCCAUCCUCCGCGCCCUCACCCACGACGUCGAGGAGUUCUACGCGCAGUGCGAUCCAGAGAAGGAGAACCUGUGCCUGUACGGGUACUCGAACGAGGCGUGGGAGGUGGCGCUGCCGGCGGAGGAGGUGCCCACGGAGCUGCCGGAGCCGGCGCUCGGGAUCAACUUCGCGCGCGACGGGAUGAACCGCCGCGACUGGCUCGCGCUCGUCGCCGUCCACUCCGACUCGUGGCUCGUCUCCGUCGCAUUCUACUACGCCGCGCGGCUCAACCGCAACGACCGGAAGCAUUUGUUUGGCAUGAUGAAUGAUCUGCCAACCGUUUUUGAAGUUGUCUCUGGCGGUGCGAAACAAUCUAGGGAGAGGGACAGAUCCGGAACCGAUAACAGUGGUAGGAACAAGCUGUCAGUGAAGGUAAUAAGAAAUCUAAACUAUUUUUUACCGCCUCUUCUUUCUUAUGUUAAAACAGUUAUGUCUCCCCAGCAAACAAGCGAGGCACGUGCAGAAAAUAACAUCAGGGAGGCCGAUGAAGGCUACGACGAAGAUGAUGACGACCACAGUGAAACCUUAUGCGGGACAUGUGGCGGAAUAUAUAGCGCGGAUGAGUUCUGGAUCGGGUGCGAUGUGUGCGAGAAGUGGUACCACGGCAAGUGCGUGAAGAUAACCCCUGCGAAGGCGGAUAGCAUAAAGCAGUACAAGUGCCCCAGCUGCAGCUCCAAGAGACCUAGGCAGUAGUAGCACCGGAGGACCGUGCCGGUGCCAUGGAUGAACAAUCUGAAGCAGCGGGAGUUGAGACUCCUUGUGCAAGGUUCAAUACCAUCUUGCGAUGCUUACUGUAUCUUUCGAUUUUAGCUUACCUAUAUGACAAUGAUGAUGCUAAUGUGAGGAAAUAUCACACAUAUUCAUAGCGUUUUGGUUUCUCCAUGCCCUGAACAGAGUUAAGGUAGCCUGUAUGUUCCCGGGGAAAAGUAUCACGGGCAAUGUGGGAGCCCUUGUAAUGUUGCCAGGUGAAUUGAGCAGCUUAUGCGACAAUAAUCCGAGAGGUUUAUGUUAAUAUUUUAGUCAA
This is a messenger RNA of Phragmites australis (common reed), 1301 nucleotides long. Its product is annotated as PHD finger protein ALFIN-LIKE 1. The record is from RefSeq and is a predicted model, not a curated record. The transcript is spliced from 4 exons. Gene Ontology annotation, biological process: regulation of DNA-templated transcription. Gene Ontology annotation, cellular component: nucleus. Bases 146 to 970 code for a protein of 274 amino acids. NCBI's taxonomy places the organism in Eukaryota, Viridiplantae, Streptophyta, Magnoliopsida, Poales, Poaceae. Gene Ontology annotation, molecular function: transcription coregulator activity; histone binding; transcription cis-regulatory region binding.